GAUCAACGUUAUGCCGAGUUCAGAAACCACGACAUUUCGUCCCAUGCUAGCCGCUCAGUUCUGGACCUCGCACUAGAGGAUCAUGUGGGCGAGCGAAAAGAUAAAACCGAAAAGAACAUCGAUCCCAGGUUCAAGAAAUGGCUCAUCAUCCAGCUCCGAUUGUUCUUUUUCGUCGGUCACGACUCUACAUCUCCAACUAUUUGCUACUGCUAUUACAUGCUGUCCAAAAAUGACGCUGCUCUCGAGAAAAUCCGUCAAGAGCAUGACAUAGGGCGCGGCACGGUGUUUGGUACUGAGCUCUCCCAAGUCUCCAGAGCCUUGGUCGAGCAGCCACAGCUUCUCAACCAACUUCCUUACACAAUUGCCGUUAUCAAAGAGACUCUACGACUUUUCCCGCCAGCCUCUGGCUUUCGUGCCGGGAAUCCAGGCGUUUAUCUCGAGGGUGACAGUGGGAAGAGGUAUCCAACGGCAGACACCAGAGUGUGGGUGUUGCACAGCGGUCUGCACCGUAAUCCAAAGUAUUGGAAGGCACCCAACACCUUCCUACCUGAGCGAUGGCUAGUCGGCCCAGAAGAUCCCCUGUAUCCGAUGAAGGGCGCGUGGAGAGCUUUCGAGCACGGUCCACGCAAUUGUCUGGGGCAGGCAAUGGCGAUGUUGGAUCUCAAAAUCACGCUUGUGAUGACGGUAAGAUUAUUUGACUUUAGAGAUGCUUAUAAAGAAUGGGACAAGUUGCAUCCGACAACGAGAGUCAACAAAUUUCGUGGCGAGCGCGCUUACCAGGUUGGCAGCGGAGGAGCCCAUCCGGCAGAUGCAUUUCCCUGUUUCGUAUCAUUGCACAGAUGAUAUCGUGGAUUUAUCGAUUGAUCAAUUAGAUCAAUGACUUAUUAUUG
Messenger RNA from Mollisia scopiformis, 890 nucleotides. RefSeq names its product putative cytochrome P450. Gene Ontology annotation, molecular function: iron ion binding; monooxygenase activity; heme binding. The transcript has 2 exons. The record is from RefSeq and is a predicted model, not a curated record. NCBI's taxonomy places the organism in Eukaryota, Fungi, Ascomycota, Leotiomycetes, Helotiales, Mollisiaceae. The annotation marks the transcript as partial.